UUUCCCUUCGUAGCAGGACGUCUUCAGUGAUGUAGGGAACAUUGGCGUUGAAUUAGCUUGUUUGGUCAUGUUUCACUUUACAAUACUCCGUGCGUGACAUGUCUUUUUGAGAGAUGGAAUUUUGUUAAUGGGGAGAACGGAUCGACAAUUAGUCAUUUCAUCUUCACAUGAGACAAAGGAGGCGCGCGCUAUAAUGGCCAAGUACAGCUGUGGUGACAGGGUUACUGCUAGUAGAUUCACCGUUCAUUUUCGAAGUCACACCAUGGAAUUGAGGUUGACAUCGCGCGUAGCGUUCCUCAAUUUGGAAUGUAAAGACUGAACUUUUGUGGACUAAGAAGCACCGUUUUUAACGAGACGGGUAAUUUGUAAUUUUUGGAACCAGCCAUCGAUCUAAGCACGUUUCAGGAGGCUUCUACGUGCACUGGCUCAGCUCAGCGACUCUUCCUGUAUUUGCCCCCUUCUUCCUUUCCCCUUUUCUCCCCCCCUCCUGUCAACACCAUGCCGUCCUCCCACUGCGCCCAUCCAAAAGAGAACGGCCAUCUCCCUGUGUAGGAUGCCUGCCUCGUCCUACGCCUUGUAUCCCCUCCUGCCCGCCUCCACCACCACCACCUCCUCCUUGGUUGUACCUUCUCCUCUCGCCGACUACGCAGCGGCCGCCGGCGCCGUCGCCACGCUCCACCAUGAAGGAUGAGGUGACGAUGAAGGAUGACAUCAUCAGCACCAAUGCACUGGCUUGGCUGGUCUGCUCGGGCGUGUCCAUCUUGGCCAACACCUGGGGCAUCCUGAGCGUCAGCGCCAAGCAGAAGAAGUGGAAACCCCUGGAGUUCCUCAUCUGCACACUGGCCGGCACGCACAUCCUGAACAUGGCCAUCCCGGUCACUAUGUACUGUGUCAUCACCCUGCGUCGGCGCCACUCCACCUAUGAGUGGAACGAGGGGCUGUGCAAGGUGUUUGUGUCCACCUUCUACACCCUCACCCUGGUCACCUGCUUCUCCGUCACCUCCUUGUCCUACCAUCGCAUGUGGAUGGUGCGCUGGCCAGUCAAUUACAGGUUGAGUAACACAAAAAAACAAGCGGUCCACACAGUGAUGGGCAUUUGGAUGGUCUCCUUCAUCCUGUCUACCCUGCCUGCUGUGGGCUGGCAUGACACCAACGAACGCUUCUAUGCCAAGGACUGCCGCUUCAUUGUGACAGAGAUCGGCCUGGGCUUCGGCGUGUGCUUCUUGCUGCUGAUUGGCGGCAGUGUGGCCAUGGGGGUCAUCUGCAUCGGCAUAGCCCUCUUCCAGACCUUUUCCAUCCAGGCAGGCCAUAACGCAGACAAGAACAAGUUCAAUGUGCCAACCAUUGUGGUGGAGGACGCCCAAGGGAAGAGGAGGUCAUCCAUUGAUGGCUCGGAGCCCCUCAAGACGUCGUUACAAAUUACAUACCUCAUCAGUGGCAUUGUCUUCAUCUAUGACUUUCUCACUGGGUUCCCCAUUUUGGUGGUGAGUUUUGCCAGUCUGAAGUAUGAUCGGUCCUACAACUGGAUGGUGCUGUGUGUGCUCUGGUGCUCCAUCGCCCAGUCCAUCCUACUGCCCAUGUUCCUGUGGGCUUGUGACCGCUAUCGCGCUGAUGUGCGCAUGGUCUGGGAGAAGUGUGUGGCCAUCAUGUCCAAUGACGACGUGGAUGAAGAAAACAGCCAAGAUGGAGGAAUUCAUGCCGACUUAAUAUAUGACAGACCAUAUGACUAUAGCUCCGUGCCUGAAAUCGUGACGGUAGACCGUAUUGCCAAGUACGAAUUCUCAACUUUAGAAAGGGGGGUCCCGCAAGGGUAUCCAUUGAGGGAACUACAGGAAGAUAAAAUGCAGUAUUUGCAGGUGCCCCCUACAAGAAGAUACUCCCACGACGAAACCGACAUGUGGACCAGCGGCCAGAUCCCCUCCUACCUGCACCGCUGGGGCUCCACAGAGGACAUCAUGGGGAGCCCCCACUACAGCUCCAGCUUGCCGCGCCACGAGAGGCGCAGGAGCAGCCUGGUCUCCUACCACGAGGAGAGCCACCAGCACCGCAAACGCCGGCGCUCCGAGGAUAGCGGGCACUCCCUCAAGCACCUCCCACGGGUGGUCACCGGCAGCGGGGAAUGCUACGAGGACAACUUGAAGUGUUUCAGCCGCGAUGAGGUGAUCAAUUUCAUAGAUGAGACGCCGCUGCCCAGCCCCAUGAGAAGCCCGCGCCGCACCUCCACCAUCUCACUCAUCCCAGACGUUUAUGAGCAUCACGCGGUCCUGUUUCCUCAUUUCCCACUUACAGACUUUGAGCGUGAGCCGCAGGCCCUGCGCCGGUUGUCAGAGCACAGCAGGAGUGGGAGCCGCGGUGGGUCACCCGAUGGGUCACCCAGGCGGGACAGACAAGAGGUUUCUGGGGCCUGUGGCACGGGAAAAAGCUGCCGCGAGCAUAGGAGGGAAGGGAAGCGUCAUACUGAACUGGUCCCACCUGGACAGAUCCAGCAGCCAGGGGAGCCCUCCACUCACAGGCCCAGCAGGACAGGUCAUGGGGCUGGGCCUGUGGCUGGGGCUGCCUGGGGGGACCAAAAACACCUGAGUAAAGCAGAGAGUAAAGGAAGCACAAAUAGCUUUUUAAGUUCACCUUCUGCAUCAUCCUCGGGUUAUAUUACAUUUCACUCGGAUUCCAUAGGCUCCACCACCUAGGAAACAUUAUUAUCAUUAUUAUCAGUGCUAUUAUUAUCAUUAAAGAAUUAUGGUACCAAGCAAUUAGGGAGGUGGACAGAUAAAAUAAGCCUAACUGUAUCACGGUUAUUUUGUACUGUACCACUAUUCUAUUUUACUAUAUACCACUGUAUCCCUAAAAUUGAACUUUUAUUCUGAUACUACUGACCUUGAAGCUUUUGACAGGUGGCCUACCGUGGCUUUAGUAGGUGGGGCUAGUACAUGAAUCAGCUGUUUUUCAGAGCACAGAUCCACUUACAAAUCUCUUUUAAUGUUAUCCAUAUUUCACUCAUGUUUUGCUGUUUGAUGUAGUUUUCUAUCUUCACAAAGGAAUGGGGGAACAUUGAUAUUUUGUUAUUUUUUUGCACUUGAUGACUCCAAAUCUCUUAUUGUAAAAGCAGUGUUUUAUCUAAUGGGUGAGUGUUUUAUCUAAUGGGUGCAUGUCUUUUAAUCACUCUCCAUUGCGGAGACAUAAACUAGAUGAGAGCCAAAACUGCCAUGACUCAAGUUGCAGCUAUGAAGGACAGAAAAUAUGCCCGAUUUUGAUCUCCAUAUAACAGAAGAUUACAGAAUAACUUAAAUGUAGUCUUUAACUACUCAGUUCUACAGUUACAAAGAAAUAUACAGUUCCAUAAACACUUUAUGAAUAUUACCAACAUAUCCAAUACUGAGAUACACAGAUAUUAUGUUUAUGUUUGACAGAUAAACUCUUUGUGAGGAGAUUUCCAACCUAUCCAAUACUGACUAUACGGACAUUAUUACAACUGUUUGUCUAAUUCAAGUGCAUAGCCUUAGUUUUUGGGCAUUGUUGUCUAUCUAUGAAAGCCCUUUCACACUUAUAAAAAGCUAAUGCCAGUGCAGGUCCUGUAUAUAUGUAAGACAAAGUUACAUUGGAUGUAUGGCUUGGUGUUCUUUUAUUAAAGCAGUAACUGGAAUAUUCAAAAAUGACAGAAUUCAUAAAAAUGUUUAAGACUUUCAUCACACUUACAGCCAUGCAGACAUUAUAAAACAUGCAUCAGCCAUGAACAGUAGCUUAUAUCACCAAUGGUGCUUGAUCUUGGCAGCUGAGCACAGGUUAUGUUGGGAUGUACAUAUAGUUGUGUGAGAGUGUUGCUAAAAGUCAACUCAAAGAGUGCUUCAAUAGCCUACAUCUUUGCUCUCAUCCCUUAUCACCACUGAGUACAGGUUGAAGACACAUUGUUUAUGUUGGUUUAUAUCAGCCUGCAACCCUCUUGCUAAUUCAGAUAAGAACGGAUCAACAGAGGAGACAAGGAAGUCUUAAAUGGCUCCAUGAGUUCUGAGCUCUAUAGGCAGUGAUUUAAAUUGGUCACAUGUUUAAAGUUGAUCUUGUCACAUUGAGAUGAACUUGGACUAAAAAAUGACCCAUAAUAUGAAUGUAUUCACACAAAAAACAUUUGCAAAUAAAUUACAGUGAGGAUAGUAGUCUCAUAAAUGCAACUUGAAACCUACCCUGCACCUUUGAUAAAGCCUUAUUUGAUAUUGUUUAGUGAUAGUUCAGUCCAUUAAACAAUGACUUUACACGUCUUAUUUUGCCAAUAUAUACAUUCAAUUAAAAAUAUAUAUAUAUUUAACGUAUUGGUGCACCUUUCAUCCUGCUUUUCCCUGUUCAAUAGCAUACCACAUUGAAAAUAUUUUUUAUAUUUCCCCUGUCGGAUUUUGGUACGUCAUUGCCUUUUUGGCAUUUAGUUUUAUUCUGUGUUUACAACAAGUCUAAACAGAUUCUAAUUUUGUAACAUAUCCUUCUUUUUUCAAACUUAUGACAGUCUAAAUUAUGAACAAUGUUUGGUGUUUUUGUUGCUCAGAUAAUGGUUUUGUUAAAAAUAUAAGAAAUAUUUCAAAUAGAAUUUGCAUUGGAUGACACUUCCUUGGUUUAAAGUUGUUAAAAGUGUAUUUGCGUUUGUAUAAAACAGGACUGAAUAUAUUUCUCCGGCGUGUAGCCUAUUAGGUUACCGUUUGAAGGGGCACAACUACAGAAUUUGAUCCAUUACUCAAUUUGAUUAUGUUCACACUUUUUUGAUCAUUUGAAAUAUGAUUAUGUAAGGACCAGAAAAAAUAAACUGAUGUUUCGGGA
Molecule: messenger RNA, 4797 nt
Organism: Hypomesus transpacificus
Lineage: Eukaryota; Metazoa; Chordata; Actinopteri; Osmeriformes; Osmeridae
Product: probable G-protein coupled receptor 153
Exons: 6
Coding region: 681-2687 (668 amino acids)
Biological process (GO): G protein-coupled receptor signaling pathway
Cellular component (GO): membrane
Molecular function (GO): G protein-coupled receptor activity
Source: RefSeq, a predicted model, not a curated record